Molecule: messenger RNA, 1635 nt
Organism: Dissoconium aciculare CBS 342.82
Lineage: Eukaryota; Fungi; Ascomycota; Dothideomycetes; Mycosphaerellales; Dissoconiaceae
Product: ERG5, C-22 sterol desaturase
Exons: 3
Coding region: 1-1635 (544 amino acids)
Biological process (GO): sterol metabolic process
Molecular function (GO): heme binding; iron ion binding; oxidoreductase activity, acting on paired donors, with incorporation or reduction of molecular oxygen
Source: RefSeq, a predicted model, not a curated record
AUGGCUUCAUUCAUGGAGGCCAUCAAUGCCUCUGCAGCAUCGUUCCCGGCUCAAUUUCACGCGACCAUCUCUUCGGCCAACACCGCUGGCCUUUUGAGCAAGAUUUCCGACAAUGCCACGCCUACGAAUCUCUUCGGUGUCUUCGUGACCUUGUUCCUGGCAGCUGUGGUCUAUGAUCAACUAUCAUACUGGGGACUGAAGGGCUCAAUCGCUGGCGACGCAUUCAAAAUUCCCUUCUUGGGGCCUUUCCUCGACAGUGUCAACCCGUCCUUCAAAAAGUAUCACACCAAAUGGCUGUCCGGCGAUCUCUCUUGCGUCUCCGUCUUUCACAAGUUCGUCAUCAUCGCCGCCACCCGCGAUGUCGCGCGAAAGGUGUUCAACAGCCCGACCUACGUCAAACCCUGUGUGGUCGACGCUGCCCACAAGCUGCUUCGCCCCGAGAACUGGGUGUUUCUGGAUGGAAAAGAGCAUGUUGAAUACCGCAAAGGUUUGAACGGAUUGUUCACGCGUCAGGCGUUGGAGACAUACCUCCCCGGACAGCAAGAGGUGUACGCUGAGUACUUCGAGGAGUUCGUGCGGGAUAGUGUCGCCGCCGACAUGAAGCCUGUGCCUUGGGUCAUCAAGCUCCGCGAAUUGCUCUGCGCCGUGUCAUGCCGUACCUUUGUUGGUCACUACAUGUCUCGCGAGGGAGUGAAACGCAUCGCCGAUGACUACUACAUGAUUACUGCUGCUCUGGAGCUGGUCAAUUUUCCCUUCAUUUUGCCUUUCACUAAGACCUGGUACGGCAAGAAGGCCGCCGACAAGGUCCUCGAGGCGUUUGCCAAUUGCGCCGCCAAAGCCCGCGUCCGAAUGAGGCAGAAGGGUGCUGAGCCGGAAUGUAUCAUGGACCGAUGGCUCAUGCAGAUGAUGGAAUCUGACCGAUACCGGGAGCGCCUCGCCAAGGGUGAGAAAGUUCCUGACGGGGAGAAGCCAGCCAUGAUUAUCCGUAACUUCAGCGACCUCGAAAUCAGCAUGACGGUCUUUACUUUCCUUUUCGCUUCUCAAGACGCCACCUCCAGCGCAAGCUCGUGGAUGCUGCAGCUUGUGGCUGACCGACCAGAAAUGCUCGCAAAAGUGCGCGAGGAGGGCCAGCGCGUGCGACCCGACGCCAACGCACCUGUCACUUUGGACAUGCUUGAGAAGAUGGAGUACACACGUGCAGUCGUGAAGGAGACUUUGCGGUACCGACCACCCGUUCUCAUGGUCCCGUACCUGGUCAAGAAGGAUUUCCCCAUCCCUGACAUGAACUACGUUGCUAAGAAGGGAAGCAUGAUCAUCCCCUCUACCUGGCUCGCUCUGCACGACCCCGAGGCCUACCCGAACCCAGACACUUUCGAGCCAGAGCGAUGGGUCUCGGGCACUGCAGAGCAGCAAGGCAAGAACUGGCUGGUAUUCGGCACGGGACCCCACUACUGCCUUGGUCAGACCUAUGCCAUUCUCAACCUCAUGCUGAUGCUGCACAAGUUGAGUGCCCAGUACGAGUGGGAGCACACCAUUACGAGCACGUCCGAGGACAUUCGGGUCUUUGCAACCAUCUUCCCCAUGGAUGAUCUACUGCUUACUUUCAAGCGUCGCCAGCCCGAAAUUAGCGCAUAA